Nematolebias whitei (Rio pearlfish) is the source of this 711-nucleotide messenger RNA. RefSeq names its product MORN repeat containing 3 (gene morn3). Lineage: Eukaryota; Metazoa; Chordata; Actinopteri; Cyprinodontiformes; Rivulidae. The record is from RefSeq and is a predicted model, not a curated record. The transcript is spliced from 5 exons. The coding region runs from base 1 to 711 and encodes 236 amino acids.
AUGGCAAAUUUCAAACAACCUGAAAGCAACCCAAGAACAGAACAGAAGGAAAUCGUAUCCAAGAGAUGUGGACUUCGACACACAAUUUUCUCUGUUAAUGGGGAUAAAUACACUGGAGAGUGGCUCAACGACAUGAAGCAUGGUAAGGGAACUCAGGUGUGGAAGAAAGGUGCCAUGUAUGACGGCGAGUGGAAAUUUGGAAAACAGGAUGGAUGCGGCACCUACAGUGUGCUUCCUCCAGGAUCUACGGACUAUACAAAGAAGUACAGCGGCGAAUGGAAAAGCGGGAAGAAACAUGGGAAUGGAAAAUACUUCUACAAUGAUGUGUCCGCCUAUGAAGGGGAGUGGAGCGAGGACCAACGAAACGGCAGUGGAAGGAUGUACUUUGAGAAUGGAGACAUCUAUGAGGGAGAGUGGAUGCACGAUCAGAUGCACGGGCAAGGGUUCAUUCAAUUUUCCAAUGGAAACUGCUAUGAUGGCAACUGGAAAGAUGGCAAGAGGAACGGUGAUGGGAAGUUUUUCUACACCGACAGAGGCGUGCUGUAUGAAGGCUUCUGGGUUGACGGAAUGGCCAAAUGUGGGACCAUGACUGAAUUUAGGAGAGACGAAGCUUCAGCACCAUCCACUCCAUUUCCAAAGUUACUACUGAAGGAUCCGGAGAGGUCUUUAAGGGAAGCCAAAGCAGCCAUCAUGGAUAAUGAGCGUUGCUGA